This is a messenger RNA of Acytostelium subglobosum LB1, 609 nucleotides long. RefSeq lists its product as hypothetical. The transcript has 3 exons. Bases 1 to 609 code for a protein of 202 amino acids. The record is from RefSeq and is a predicted model, not a curated record. Lineage: Eukaryota; Evosea; Eumycetozoa; Acytosteliales; Acytosteliaceae.
AUGAUUAUAGUACUUGAUAACAAUCAUAGACAUGAUCUACAAUUCUUAAAGACAAUUGAACUCGAUGUUGUCAAGGAGUUCUGUAACAUCUCUUUAGAGUUCAUUCGUAAAGGUGAUAAUAAGAAACUAUACAUUGCAGCUUCAAAGAAGUUAGGAGCAACACCCGAUACGGUCGAGAACGUCGUGAAGGGACUGUCACACUUGUUUGUUGAGUGUUCAAGAUUCUUGCUCACAGACGCAGACUUUAGAGACUCACUCAGCGCACUAAAGUACGCCGACGAGCUUGUCGACCAUCUGAAAGAGGUCUACUUGGAGAACAGGACAGAGAUCAGAGAGAUCCUGCAGGAGCUCUAUCCACACUUUGAUCACUACGCCAACCUCGAGUGGCGUCUCGAUGUGCAGGUGGCCAACAGAAGUUUGCGCGGACAGACCAUCAAUCCAAUCUACCUGCUCAAGCUGACGACGCAGUCCGGUGGCACAGAGGACAAGAAAGAGCACCUCUUGCAGACCGAUCCAAACAAUCUCAAGCAUCUCUGUAACGAACUAGAGUCAGCGCUCAACGAAAUACGUUCCAAUGACUGUCGUCGUAUCAUGCGUAACAUCAAGUAA